UCUCCCCACUCUCCAUUUCCGUCCCCAACUUUAUAUAUAUAAGAUAAGAUUGAAAUCAUCUUCCACAGCAAAACAAACACAAAAUACAAUCAAAUUCAUAGCUCUCUCGAUCAACCUCAAACAAAUUCAAUCAAUCAGUUAUGAGUUCGAGCAGCAAAGCUUGGAUAGCCGCAGUGAGCAUCGGAGCAGUGGAAGCACUCAAGGAUCAGGCCGGAUUCUGCAGAUGGAAUUAUGCUUUCAGAAUCCUGCAACAGCAAGCAAAAACCACCCUCAGAUCUUACAGUAGCGCCGCUGAACCUCGCGCGCAGAAAUUAGGUUUGUCUGGACACUACUCUUCUUCAAUGGCGCUUUCGAAGAACACGACUAAGCAGCAAUCGGAAGACUCGCUAAGAACAGUCAUGUAUUUGAGCUGCUGGGGUCCCAAUUGAUGUUGAAUCCCUCUUUUAUUUUUUCACUUUUUUUUUUUUUCUUCUUCCUGAUAAUAUGAUAUAGUCUGUAUACAGUGUAUAUCCAAAUGAAUGGAUGGAGCUGAUUACUAGAUCCCUGAGAGUUUAGAUCUGAAAAUUUAUAAUAAUAAAAUUUCAGUUCCAAUUUAUUUUUGUGAAGAA
Molecule: messenger RNA, 608 nt
Organism: Andrographis paniculata
Lineage: Eukaryota; Viridiplantae; Streptophyta; Magnoliopsida; Lamiales; Acanthaceae
Exons: 1
Coding region: 141-428 (95 amino acids)
Source: RefSeq, a predicted model, not a curated record